This is a messenger RNA of Phaedon cochleariae (mustard beetle), 2380 nucleotides long. The record is from the annotation of a GenBank genome assembly. Lineage: Eukaryota; Metazoa; Arthropoda; Insecta; Coleoptera; Chrysomelidae.
AGUCGAGACAUUGUACCUCCACUGCAAAAUCCUUGUGUGAUUCCCAGCAUAAUCAAGUGGUCAAAUAGUAAUUUCCCGAAAUAUAUUGCAUUGUUUCCAUGAUGAUUAGAUAUAGGAUAUAGGCUAAUAAAACGACUGAUCAAUUGUUUUAAUCACACUUACUUUUUUCACUACGUAUAGAGCUAGUUCAAACUUCAAAGUGAUGCCUCACCGGAGAAAGAAUAAGAAAGUAACACGACGUAACUUGGGCAAACCAAGACAAUCAACAGGAGGCUGUGUUGACGAUCAUUUGAUCACAGAAUCCAACGAAAUGGAUAUUCAAAGUACUCAAACUGUUUCAGCUGGUGAUGAUUCCAAGAAUAAGAUCACAAUAAAUGAAGUGAAUAAGACUGAAACGAACAAGAAUGAAGAAAAUAAUAAAACGAAGGAACAUGAAACUACAGAUUGUUUGGUGCUACUCAUGAAAAUUGUUAAUAAAUUUCGAGUUGAAAACAAUACAUUUCUGGAUAUUAUGAAAAACAUUAUGUGUGUAACAGAUACGAAAGAUACGGCUUCCAAGAAAAUCAAAUAUGAUUUGAUCAAUACCAUGUUAGUGAUUUUAUCAGAAUCGAAUAUGCAGGAACUGACUUUCAUACAAAAUAAAGUCAAAGCUAUUUCCACUUCCAAACAAAUGUAUAAUUUGUAUGUAGAUGAUGAAGCCAUCGAACGCAAGGAAAUUUUGGUUGAUAUAGGCGUAAAAAAACUCGGUAAAACUGAUCUGGGACACCACUUAACUAUCCAAAAUAUUGGAAGAAUAUUGAUCGACGUCGCCUCAGGCAUGGAAUACAUUCAUGGUAAACGUUUUCUUCACAGAGAUUUGGCGAGCCAGAACAUAUUCAUAGAUGAUAAUAAAAGAUGCAAAAUUGGGGAUUUUGGUUCCUGUGUUUUUGUUGGAGAUUCGAAUGGUGUAUUUGAAGAAAAGAAAUUUAGACACCUAGGGUACAACAUAUCACCUGAAACACUGACAUCACAAUUGUUUACUAUGGAAUCCGAUGUCUGGUCCAUGGGAAUAUUAAUUUGGUUCAUAUUCAAUUCAUUAGCAAUUAAAAGUAGGAGUACGACGAUAAACUUUAUUCCUGGGUUCAUGGUUCAGCUAUAUAUCAAAGCUUUUCAAACGGGCCAAGACGAGUAAGUUGACAGAGCUCGUUCUUGUAGUAAAGGACUACCAUAGUCUAAGAUACGUUUGAUGAGACCCAGCCUGUGUUCCGAAACCCUGUUCUCCUACUGCAGAGAUCACUUGUUAAAUAGAAAACCGAAAGAACGCCCAAAUUUCACAGCUAUCAGGAAAAAAAUGGAGGAACUAUCAGACAAGAAGUAACAUUCGAUAUAUUUACCUCAAUAAUUGAAUACAUUUAAUUCUUGAGCCAUGAAUUUUAUUUUAAAUAUUCAAUUUCAUCUAUGUUAUUUAUAUGUCAUUUUUCGAGUUGGAUAGCUACAAAUAGCCUAGUUUUUUUCAUUUAUUUUCACCAGGUAUACUUAUACAUAAUAUAUAAAUAUAAAUAUAUAAGUCAUGAGGAACUGUACAGGUUGUCUCCGUAUAUUUUGACCCCAACCUAUUGCUUUAACUAUACAAGGUGAAAAAAACUCCAAAUAUGAAAAGUUUUAGGAUUUCAUUUGUACUAUCUUUUGGCACUCCUCAAACGAACAGAUGCGAAUCGCAAACUGAUCUCAACAGUUGUGAAAUAUAUUUUUCAUCUGUUAAGAAUAAAUAUAUAUCGUUGGCCAAUGUUUCCAAAGCCAUUUUUCACUUAUUUCUUAGCUUUGAAUCAAAGUUGUCAAUGAAAUUUAGAUGGCUGAGGACACUACAGAAAUGCCAUAUGGAAACAAACAAGCAUUUUUUGACAUUUCUGCCAGUUUUUCAAUUAGGUGAAAUGGAUUAUUCCGAAGAGGAAAAAUACGAAAUAGUAAGGUUAUGUUACGAAAAUAUUGCUAAAACUUCAGUAGUGCAGCAAGCAUUCAUUCGAAAACGGCCCAAGAAAACAUUAGCAAAAAAUAUAUAAAUAUUUGUGAACAGAAGAAACAUGUAUUUCACAACAGUUGAGAAUAUACAGUGUUCCGUUUUAUAAAACUGAUUUGGACUCCUUAUUCAUCAUUUUGUGAUUCGCAUUUGUUUAUUAAGGGAGUGCCAAAAGAUGAAAACCUACAACUUUCGAAUUUGACGUUUAUUUCCACCUCGUAUAGUUGAAGCUAUAGGUAGUGGUCAAAAUAGAACUAGACAUACUCCUAACCAACAGAAAAUGUAUUCUCCUCUUCUUCACUAUAGUUAGAAGGGUAUUGUGUGAUGCUGCAUUCUGAGAAAAUAUCAAGUUGUAUUUUCAUUUCAAAAAAUAUAUAUUUUCAG